Messenger RNA from Hyaena hyaena (striped hyena), 2305 nucleotides. Its product is annotated as leukocyte immunoglobulin-like receptor subfamily A member 6. Gene Ontology annotation, biological process: cytokine-mediated signaling pathway. The record is from RefSeq and is a predicted model, not a curated record. NCBI's taxonomy places the organism in Eukaryota, Metazoa, Chordata, Mammalia, Carnivora, Hyaenidae. Gene Ontology annotation, molecular function: inhibitory MHC class I receptor activity. The coding region runs from base 34 to 2265 and encodes 743 amino acids. The transcript has 12 exons.
CCCUGUGCACACCAGGGCAGGAGAGAGGAAGCCAUGACCCCCACCCUCACAGCCCUGCUCCUCCUCGGGCUGAGUGUGGGCCCCAGGACCCGAGUGCAGGCAGGGACCCUUCCCAAACCCACCAUCUGGGCUGAGCCAGGCCCUGUGGUCCCCUGGGGGACACCUGUGACCAUCUGGUGUCAGGGGACCAUAGAGGCUCAGCAGUUCUCUCUGGAUAAAGAGGGACAAUCAGUGACCUGGGACAGACAGAAGCCACUGGAGCCUGGGGACAAGGCCAAGUUCUCCAUCACACAAAUGACAGAUGUGUAUGCAGGACGGAAUCGCUGUCACUAUCUAAGUCCCUCUGGCUCGUCAGAGAGCAGUGACCCCCUGGAGCUGGUGGUGACAGGAUCCUAUGGCAAACCCAGUCUCUCAGCCCUGCCCAGCCCCAUCGUGACCUCAGGAGUGAAUGUGACCCUCCAGUGUGCCUCAUGGGAGAAAUUCGACAGGUUCGUCCUGAUGAAGGAAGGAGAACCCAGGCCCUCCUCGACCCUGGACUCCCAGCGACCCACCCAUGGGCAGUUCCAGGCCCUGUUCCCUGUGGGCCCCGUGACCCCCGGGCUCAGGUGGACGUUCAGAUGCUAUGGCUAUUACAACAACUCCCCCCAGGUGUGGUCACGGCCCAGUGACGCCCUGGACCUCCUGGUAUCAGGUGUGUCCAGGAAGCCCUCCCUCCUGACCACGCAGGGCCCUGUGGUGUCCCCUGGACAGAGCCUGACCCUCCAGUGUCGCUCGGAUGUCGGCUAUGACAGGUUCGCUCUGCACAAGGAGGGCUCACGUGACACCCCCCAGCCCCAAGGCCGGCAGCCCCAGGCUGGGCUCUCUGGGGCCGACUUCCCGCUGGGCCCAGUGAGCAGAUCCCACGGGGGCCGGUACACCUGCUAUGGUGGACACAACCUCUCCUCCGAGUGGUCGGCCCCCAGUGACCCCCUGGACAUCCUGGUCACAGGGAUGGACAGCCCCUCCCCCGCCUUCCUCUCUCUAGGACAGCUGUCCUCCUUGCCCUCCCUCUCGGUGCAGCCGGGACCCACGGUGGCCUCAGGACAGAACGUGACCCUGCUGUGUCAGUCCAGGCGCCGUGUGGACACUUUCCUUCUGUCCAAGGAGGGGGCAGCCGACCCCCCCCUGCGUCGUAGAUCAGAGUACCCAGCUGAGAAGUACCAGGCCGAAUUCUCCAUGAGUCCUGUGACCUCAGCCCAGGGGGGGACCUACAGGUGCUACGGCUCAUAUAGCGCCUUCCCCUACCUGCUGUCACACCCCAGUGAGCCCCUGGAGCUGCUGGUCUCAGGGCCCUCGGGAGACCCCGGCCCCUCCCCCACAGGUCCCGGCUCAGCAGCUGGCCUCACCUGGUACCUGUACGUCCUCAUCGGGGCCGCGGGGGCCUUGGCGCUGCUGCUCUGCCUCCUGGUCGUCCUCGUCCGUCGCCGGCGUCGGGGCGCAGGCAGGAAGCCGGGUGAGAAGGGACGGGGUGACCAGCCCCAGGGGGUGGGGACCCUCCCGCGGGUGAGGGCGGCGCAGGGCAGAGGGGCACCAGCCGCGGGAAGGGCCGGCGUAGGAAGACGGUCUGCAGAGUCUCCCGUCAGAGCGUCUAGAGAGAAGACCCCUAAGGCCGCCCCGGGCGCCAGUGUAAGGUGUUUCCCCGCUUCCGCGUCGGGAGAUGGGGAAGCGCAGGCGGUGAGUCCUAGGGGCCCCUCUCCCCCGGGAUCAGCUAGGAAGGGGUCGGGCCUGGGGUGGGGUCCUAACUUCCCAGCCCAGGGCGAGGCUGAUUCCCAACUUCCUGCAGGGGCCGCAGACCCGGAGCCCAAGGACAGAGGCCUGCAGGACAGCUCCAGGCCAGCUGCUGCCGCCCAGGAGGAGACCCUCUAUGCUGCCGUGCAAGACACACAGCCUGAGGAGGGUGUGGAGCUGGACCAGCGGAACACACAGGAUGCAGACCCCCAAGGAAUGAUGUAUGCCCAGGUGAGCCACUCAAGAUCAAGACUCAGUUGGGGACUGGUCAGUUCUCCUUCCCCCCUGUCGGGGGUAUUGCCAGACACAGAAGACAGACAAGGAGAGCAGGACAGGCAGAUGGACAGUCAGGCCACUGCAUCUGAUGCCCCCCCAGAUGUGACCUACGCUCAGCUGAACCGCUUGACCCUCAGACGGGAGACGAGUGCACCUCAUUCCUCCCAACUCGGGGAGCCCCCAGAAGAGCCCAGUGUGUAUGCUGCUCUGGCCAUCCACUAGCUCAGGAAGGACCCGCACGCCACACUCCAGGGAGGGGACC